Molecule: messenger RNA, 471 nt
Organism: Suillus paluster
Lineage: Eukaryota; Fungi; Basidiomycota; Agaricomycetes; Boletales; Suillaceae
Exons: 5
Coding region: 135-386 (83 amino acids)
Source: RefSeq, a predicted model, not a curated record
GCUCUAGGAUUGAAGGAAACCGACGUAUAAGACAUGGUCUCUGAAGAUGACUUUUCACUACUUUACGGUUCUCUCAACAGCCCUAGCACCUCUCAAUCAAACCCCUUCAACCCCCCCCCCCCUCUUCUCUCAAAAUGUUCUCAAAAAUGUCUGUUCGCCUCUUCGCUGUUGCCUCUUUUGUCGCUCUCGUUGCCUUCGCUCAGGAAGGCACUGAUUCAUGCUUCGACGGCGGCCUUUCGUGCUGCAAGAGUAUUAACGCUGACGACCAGGGCGUUGGCUCAGGCGUGGGUUGUUCCACCAUUGAUUACCCGGAGGAGUGUUCCAAGGUUCUCGCAUGCUGCGAUGACGUAAAUGGCGAUUCGGGCACAAACUGUUUUAGCCUCUAGAUAACUAGCAUGCCCUUGGUGAUAAUGGGGUUGGAAACUCGUUCAUUUGAUGAUGCCAUUUGCAAAAUCACUUCUAGAGACCAGC